Molecule: messenger RNA, 2608 nt
Organism: Panicum hallii
Lineage: Eukaryota; Viridiplantae; Streptophyta; Magnoliopsida; Poales; Poaceae
Product: G-type lectin S-receptor-like serine/threonine-protein kinase At2g19130
Exons: 1
Coding region: 1-2514 (837 amino acids)
Biological process (GO): recognition of pollen; protein phosphorylation
Molecular function (GO): protein serine/threonine kinase activity; ATP binding
Source: RefSeq, a predicted model, not a curated record
AUGCCACCCCUGUACAUAUUACUCGGAGGGUUUCUUCUCUUCUCUUCCUUGCACACUACAAGUCUCGCUGCAACUGCGAGAGGUGAUACUCUUGCAGCAGGUGAGGCCCUUGCUGCUAGCGACAAGCUCAUAUCAAGAAAUGGCAAGUUCGCGCUCGGCUUCUUCCAGUUCCAGCAGAGCCCUGGUACCACCAGUAAGUCUCCCAACACCAACACCAACACCACCACCACUUCCUCCUCCCUUGGCUGGUACCUUGGCAUAUGGUUCAAUAAGAUACCAGUUUUUACCACUGUCUGGGUCGCCAAUAGGGAGAAGCCCAUCACUGACCGUGAGCUGAAGCUGGCACAGCUCAAAAUUUCAGGAGAUGGCAAUCUCGUCAUCAUGUUAAGCAAUGCCAGUACUGAAUCCAUAAUCUGGUCCACUACUGGCAUUGUUUUCACUAGCACAAACAACACCAGUGUCGUCCUCAUGAACAAUGGAAACCUUGCCCUCAAACCAGAAACCUCAUCUAAUGAAGUACCGCUGUGGCAGAGCUUUGACUACCCAACGGAUGUCGGGCUACCUGGUGCCAAGAUAGGACGAAAUAAGGUCACUGGUUUCAACCAUCAGUUCAUCUCAAAGAAGAGCCUGAUUGAUCCAGGUCUUGGCUCAUACUCCGUCCAGAUAGACACCAACGGGGUGUUGCUCCUCAGAAGUCGGAAGCCCCCCUUUGUAGUGUACUGGUCUUGGCCAUCUGGAAAAUUAGCAGAACUUGUAUCGGCCCUGAAUGCUCUGCUAGACAUGGAUCCAAGGACCAAAGGUUUACUUAAGCCCACGUAUGCCGAUAACGACAAAGAGGUGUACUUCACAUACACCUUACUGGAUGAAUCAGCUUCUGUAUUCGUUCCAAUAGACAUCACUGGUCAGCUUAAGCUGAAAGUUUGGUCACAAGCCACGGAGUCUUGGCAGAACAUAUAUGCCCAGCCUUCUUAUUUCUGCACAACGUAUGCCGUCUGUGGACCUUUCACGGUCUGCAAUGGCAAUGCGAGUCCAUUUUGUAGCUGUAUGGAGAGCUUCUACCAAAAGUCACCUCGGGAUUGGGAGCUUGAUGAUCGGACAGGAGGGUGUGCCAGAAAUACUCCCUUAGACUGCACUACUAGCAACAAAAGCACAAGAAGUUCCACAGAUGUGUUCCACCCUAUAGCUCGCGUUUCGUUGCCCUAUGAUCCCCGGAGAUUAGAAGAUGCUACCACACAAAGCAGUUGCGCAAAGGCUUGUCUUAAUGACUGCUCCUGCACUGCUUAUGCCUAUACCAAUAGUAUAUGCUCUGUCUGGCAUGGAGAAUUGCUUAAUGUAAAUCAGGCUGAUGGAAAUGGUAUCACUUCUCAAGACGUUCUUUACAUUCGCCUUGCUGCAAGAGAUUUGAAAAGUUUUACAAGAGACAACAAAAGAAUACCAAUAGUUGUUAUUGUAGUAACAUGCUCAGCUAGUUUGGGGUUCCUAAUAAUGCUCGUGCUGCUGUUGAUGAUAUGGAGGAACAGAUUUAAGUUGUGUGGUGCGCCAUUACACGGCAUUCAAGGUACUGGUGGUGGAAUUGUAGCUUUUAGAUACACUGAUUUAUGCCAUGCUACUAAAAAUUUCUCCGAGAGGCUUGGAGGUGGUGGCUUUGGUUCUGUAUUCAAGGGGGUGUUAAGUGACUCGACUACUAUAGCAGUGAAAAGGCUUGAUGGUGCCCGCCAGGGAGAGAAGCAAUUCAGGGCUGAGGUGAGCUCAAUCGGAUUGAUCCAACAUAUCAACCUAGUUAAAUUGAUUGGUUUCUGUUGUGGAGGUGAUAAGAGGCUACUUGUGUAUGAGCACAUGCUAAAUGGGUCUCUUGAUGGCCAUCUAUUUCAGAGCAAUGCUGCCGUCCUUAGUUGGAGCACCAGGUAUCAAAUAGCCAUAGGAGUUGCUAGAGGAUUGCUGUACCUGCAUAAGAGUUGCCGCGAAUGCAUCAUACACUGUGACAUUAAGCCAGAAAACAUACUUCUGGACGCAUCAUUUGUUCCUAAAAUUGCAGACUUCGGGAUGGCAGCGUUUGUCGGAAGGGAUUUCAGCCGAGUUCUAACUACAUUCAGAGGCACUGCAGGGUAUCUUGCCCCUGAGUGGCUUAGUGGUGUUGCUAUUACACCAAAGGUUGAUGUCUAUAGCUUUGGUAUGGUACUGCUGGAAAUCAUAUCAGGAAGGAGGAACUCACCAGAAGUGCACAGUAGUAGCGGUUAUCAUGUUACUUAUUUCCCUGUGCAAGCCAUCAGCAAGCUUCAUGACGGAGACCUGCAGAGUUUGAUGGACCCACAGUUACAAGGUGAUUUCAAUUUGCAUGAGGCUGAAAGGGUUUGCAAAGUUGCAUGCUGGUGCAUCCAAGAUAAUGAGUUUGAUCGGCCGGAAAUGGUUGAAGUGGUCCGGGCUCUUGAGGGUCUCCAGGAGUUUGGUAUACCCCCAAUGCCAAGACUACUUGCAGCUAUAACACAAUCCUCUGAUGCGGCUUCAUUGCAAUGAUUCAUAAGUACUUCGUCGUAUAGUCUAUCCAUCAGCCGGCCGGUGGGAGCUUUCAUGUAAAAACAUUGUUUCAGCAAAUUUGAAAGAUGUAAUG